This is a messenger RNA of Acipenser ruthenus (sterlet), 3428 nucleotides long. RefSeq names its product thioredoxin reductase 2, mitochondrial-like. Bases 45 to 1586 code for a protein of 513 amino acids. NCBI's taxonomy places the organism in Eukaryota, Metazoa, Chordata, Actinopteri, Acipenseriformes, Acipenseridae. Gene Ontology annotation, biological process: cellular response to oxidative stress; cell redox homeostasis; glutathione metabolic process. The transcript has 17 exons. Gene Ontology annotation, molecular function: glutathione-disulfide reductase (NADPH) activity; thioredoxin-disulfide reductase (NADPH) activity; flavin adenine dinucleotide binding. The record is from RefSeq and is a predicted model, not a curated record. Gene Ontology annotation, cellular component: mitochondrion; cytosol.
GGCAGACAGCUUACCCAGCGGGGUCCUGUUGCUUAAUAAACAGUAUGGCUGCCCUCUGUAAAUGGAGACACCGGUUAAAACCGGCAGUGUUCUUUCAAAAUGCAGUCAGAAGACAGCUGUCAGAUAAACAUGACUAUGAUCUUUUGGUUAUCGGUGGAGGAUCAGGCGGCCUGGCUUGUUCAAAAGAAGCUGCUCAGUUCGGAAAGAAAGUCGCUGUGUUAGAUUAUGUGGAAUCUUCCCCUAAAGGUACCAAGUGGGGCCUCGGUGGAACCUGUGUGAAUGUGGGCUGCAUUCCCAAGAAACUGAUGCACCAGGCUGCUCUUCUCGGAGGUGCUGUUAAAGAUGCCCAGAAGUAUGGCUGGAGGAUACCCAGCCCAAUCACCCACGACUGGUUGACCAUGGCACCAGCCGUUCAGGACUACAUCAGGUCCCUGAACUGGGGGCACAGAGUCCAGCUGCAGGACAAAAAAGUAAAGUAUUUGAACCUCAAAGGCAGCCUGAUGGAUGGACACACUGUCAGGGCAGUGUCAAAAACUGGCAAAGAGUCUGUCUUUACUGCUGGGAAUAUUGUGAUUGCAACUGGAGGACGGCCAAAGUACCCCACACAUAUUCCUGGAUCAUUGGAAUACGGAAUUUCAAGCGAUGACAUUUUCUGGUUGAAAGAAUCACCUGGAAAAACGUUGGUUGUUGGUGCCAGCUAUGUUGCCCUUGAGUGCGCUGGCUUUCUCACAGGCAUCGGUUUGGACACCUCGGUGAUGGUGAGGAGCAUUCCACUGCGAGGAUUCGAUCAGCAAAUUGCCUGCCUAGUGACGGAUUACAUGGGGUCUUAUGGUACCAAGUUCCACUGGAAAUGCAGCCCUUCCAAAGUUGAAAAGCUGGAGACGGGGCGCCUGCUGGUCUCCUGGACAGACCUGGACUCUGGUAAAGAGGACCAGGAUACCUUUGAUACAGUGCUGUGGGCAGUAGGCAGGACCCCAGAAACGAGAGCCCUCAAUCUGGAAAAAGUGGGAGUGAAAAUGAACAGAGAAACUGGGAAGAUUAUCGUCUCUGCCGACGAAGCAACGUCCGUUCCUCACAUCUACGCUAUCGGAGAUAUCGCAGAGGGGCGUCCUGAAUUGACCCCCACAGCUAUCCAAGCAGGCAAACUCCUGGCUCGUCGGCUCUUCGGCAAAUCCUCUGAACUGAUGGACUACGACUGUGUCCCCACCACAGUGUUCACCCCCCUGGAGUACGGCAGCGUGGGGCUGUCUGAAGAGGAGGCAGUCAGAAUGCACGGAGAGGACGGCAUUGAGGUUUUUCAUGCGUUUUACAAACCGUUAGAGUUCACAGUAGCAGAACGGGAUGCCAGUCAGUGCUACAUCAAGAUGGUCUGUUUGCGGGAGGGGGCUCAGCGAAUCCUUGGGUUCCAUUUCACUGGACCAAACGCUGGGGAAGUCACUCAGGGAUUUGCCCUUGCGAUAAAGUGUGGUGCCACCUAUACCCAACUGAUGGCAACCGUGGGCAUCCACCCUACCAGUGCUGAAGAAAUAAUCAAGUUAAACAUCACCAAGCGCUCUGGCCUAGACCCCACUGUCACAGGGUGCUGAGGGUAAGCCCUGUCCCUGAACCCAAGAGCUCACAAGAGAUGCCCGGACUGACAACUGGGAGGGAGUUCACACUAAAACAAGACAGCCGCUUCAGGUAGUUUCAGCUUUUCAGAAUACUGGCUCUGCAUUUCUCUACAGCGCCACAGUGUCUGUGCUGUUUACAGAUGUUAGACCCAGGGUACAAGACAAGUAAUCUCCAAAAUGGCAUUGAACUUCAUUUUACAGAGGCACAACACAAGCUUACUGAGUAGACCCACAGUCAUGGUUUUCUGCUUCUAAUGCGUUCUGAAACUGUUAAUAACUACAGUUUUAGAAAAGAAAAGAGAAUUGUGCACUGAUAUAAAUGCAAAGGUUUGAAAUAUAUAGCAUAUAAAGCUCACCACUGCACGGUUCUCAUCUAAUAUUCUGCAAGCUGCCUAAACUAAUCUGUGGGUUCUUCUAAAAAGUAUUCCAUUUCCCAACCAGAAGGUGGGAGUGUUGCCAAGCAUGUUCCUCUCCUGGUUUGCACAUAAUAGAUGCCUGUAAGGUACUGACCGUUAAGAAACGAGAGUCCCAUUCGAUCUGUCUUUACUUUAAAAAGAUUUAACUGGGCAUUUCAACAGGAAGUUCUGCAGAUUCAUAUGGCCCGGUCCUUUAAAAGAAGGACUAAUUAAACUUGAGAUUCCACACUUCAUUACUGAUGAACCGCUUCUCCAGGACUGGUUUGUUUUAAUGAAAAGUGAGCAGGAGGAAGUGAACAUUAUUGCAAAUAAUGAUCGUCUCCUUCUGAUGGGGUUGCCAGCAUUCUCUCAACAAAACAAAAUUCAAAAUACAAAAACUGUAUUGCUUUGAUGAUCACAUCAGUCAGCAUGUCAUGUCCGUUUAGUUCAGUUUGUUUUGGCAACCAGAAAAAUAGUGGAUAUUUUAAGUAUUGAGUAGCCUAAUAAUAAUAAUAAUAAUAAUCAAGGUCAGUUUGUUAAAAUAGAUGUUUCAGGACUGAAAAUACAUACAAAAAUACUGUGGAACACACACACACACACACACACACACAUAUAUAUAUAUAUAUAUAUAUAUAUAUGGAAAUUUAAUUUGUACCAAUAAAGAAAAAUGCCAUGUCUGUGCACUCUGCUUUACUCAAGAUAUGAUAAAUUGCAUUGUUUUAAAUUAUGUGAUUUUAAAUGAAUAAAUAAAACAAAUUGGUUUCUCAGGGGUCAAAACUGACUUAGGAAAAUGUUCAAACUGGGAAGGAAAUGCCUGUUUCUAUUUAUGCACUCUGAUCUAAGCUCACUGAUUAAUGAUCCAGUCAGGAACAGUGAGAAAAGCUUUGGAGGGUUUGCUACCUACUUUAUUUGUACCUUUGGCUGGAGUCACAAAUCUUUCCCCUUCUCUCCUCCCAGUCCAGCGGCUCUUGUUUGCUUUAUUCAGGGAUGGAGUGAUGACAGAAUAACCCAGACCUCCUGAGCUUGUUUAUCAUGCGCACUUUGUUAUGAAAGGACUGUAAGGCUGCGGGGAUGGAAACAAUGUAUCGUUUGUACACAAGCCGUCCUCAUCGUGGCAGAGAUGUAGCACAAGCAGUGUAUAAGUAAAGUCGCACGCAGAUCCUUCCUGUACUCGAUGUUUGUAGAGGAGUGAGUGCUUUGACCAUGGUUCAGGUACUGCUCAGUAGUGUUGUACAGGUCAGGGUAAUGACAGGGGUGCUGGCCAGUGACGACUUGUGCUUCAACCCAAACUGGGCUGGACAGGUCUGAUGACAACGAGCACCCCAGCCAAAUGCAUUGAAAUGAAUGUUUGUCUUUCAGAUGUAUUGUAAUAUAUAUUUCUUUGGUAAUUAAAAAUUCAAUAAAAAUCUAUCUUUCACAGAAA